Messenger RNA from Moneuplotes crassus, 1529 nucleotides. NCBI's taxonomy places the organism in Eukaryota, Ciliophora, Spirotrichea, Euplotida, Euplotidae. The record is from the annotation of a GenBank genome assembly.
AUGGAAGAAAAUAGGAAAGUUGAUGACUUAGAAGAACAACUCGUUGAAAUCGUCAACUCGGAGGAGGAUAAGAUCCCUGAACCUCUAGCUAGAAAGAACGAAGCCAAGACCUGACAGAUCGUCCUCAUGAAGGCCCAGACUUGGGACAGAGAGUCCCAUGGCCUUUAUGAUUAUGAAAGCAGAAGGGUUCAAAAAUAUGAGCGCAAAGUUGAAGAUGAAGGAUAUAUGGUCAGAGAUAAAGAAGAUGUCAUGUUCUGGGAUAGUCAACAUCCUUAUGAUCCUGAAGACGAGACCCUCUUAUUUAAGCUUAUAAAUAAACAGGAGAAGUUCUUUGUAAGCCCAAUCAAUGAGAACCAGGCUAACGACCGACUAUGGCUAGUAAUCCGUUCACUCAAGAACGGUUAUACUAUUAAGAGACAUGACAUCCUCAAACUAGGCAGAAUGAAAUUCAAAGUCAAGGAAUUUAGAACAGAAACCGAAUAUUUUGAAGGAGAGCAUGUAGAGAAAAGCCCUCAUGAAGGAUUUGAAGAACUUCACGAAGUACAGGCAGCCGAUAGCGAUGAUAUUAUGUGCAGAUUCUGCUGGACUGGUGAACAAACAGAAGAAAACCCAAUUAUUGGCUCAUGAAGAUGCCAAGGAUCUAUCAAAUACAUCCACUUCAAUUGUCUCAAGCUCUGGCUUGAGUCUAAAGUUAAUAAGAAAAAUGAUACUGAGUGCCAUAGAACUAUGAAUUGGAAGAACUUUGAGUGAGAAUUAUGAAAGCUUCCAUAUCCUUAUACCUUCAUGUUUAAAGGCAAAAGAUGGAAUUUAGUUGACUUGAAAAGACCUACUGACAAAGACACCCCAUACAUUAUUUUAGAGAGUUUGAACUCAGAGAAGAACUCUUCUAGAACCAUUCAUAUAGUGAUCGUCAAUACAGAUAAAACCAUCUUUUCUUUAGGAAGAGGCCAUGAUGCUGACCUGAGAAUUAAUGAUAUAUCUGUUUCGAGGAAACAUGCCAAUAUUGAAUAUAGAGAUGGAAAGUUCAUGUUUGUUGACCUCAAAAGUAAAUUUGGAACACUGGCAUUACUCAGCAAAGAUGUUGAGCUCAUCCAAGACAACAGUCAGACUUUCCAGAUAGGUAGAACAGUAGUUACUCUCAAGGCAAAACCGACUCAGCCAUGGAAAAAUAAAGAUAAGCAAGAUGAGUUUACUCUGCUGAAGCAAGAUAAGGACUUCCUAAAGAGAGCUUCGAAUUUGAUGAAUAAGGACUCAAAUUUGCCUAUAUCUCAAGAAAAUGACAAUGAAGAUGACAAAAUUCAGAAUUAUGUCCCUGUGUUCAAGACCAAUAACAAUAGAAGAGCCGAUGAUAAUUUUGAUGAUAGAGAGCAGCAUAUCAUAGAAAUUAAUGGCAAGAGAUACCUUGUAGUCCAAGAGCUCGACCCUCCCCAAGAUGGAGAUGCUCUUUCUGUAGAAGAAGACGAAUAAAUCCUGUAAUUAUUACCUCAGUGUUUGUGAAAACACAGUACAUAACUUUGUAAGGCAUUCUU